Messenger RNA from Nerophis lumbriciformis (worm pipefish), 4357 nucleotides. RefSeq names its product phosphatidylinositol transfer protein cytoplasmic 1a (gene pitpnc1a). Gene Ontology annotation, cellular component: cytoplasm. NCBI's taxonomy places the organism in Eukaryota, Metazoa, Chordata, Actinopteri, Syngnathiformes, Syngnathidae. Gene Ontology annotation, molecular function: phosphatidylinositol transfer activity; phosphatidylinositol binding. The record is from RefSeq and is a predicted model, not a curated record. Gene Ontology annotation, biological process: phospholipid transport.
UGAGUGGACACAACUCACAGGAGCACAGGAGUUGUGGUUCAAGGAGGCAAAGCUCAAUUCGACGACAUUUCCUUUCUCUUCGGCUCUUUUUGGUGAAACUUCCCGCACAUUUUCCGUGGAGCAAAGUGAUGAUUAGACUUGACUGCAAGGCGCCAUCAGUGAACUUUACAGCAGCAUCUCAGUGGGCAGGUGCAAAUAGAUGCUUGCCUGCAGGGAAGGAUUUUGUGCACAUCUAAGGUGUUCUUCCACUAGAUUCACCAAUUUUUUUUUUUUUUUUAACUGAAAGACUCACUUGAAGCUUCUUUCCUGCAGCGUCUUGUGACUUUAAGACAAUGUUGAUGAAGGAGUACCGCAUCUGCAUGCCCCUCACCGUGGAGGAGUACCGGGUCGGGCAGCUGUACAUGAUCAGUAAGCACAGCCACGAGCAGAGCGAACGUGGGGAGGGGGUGGAAGUUGUGCAGAAUGAGCCCUAUGAAGACCCUGAGCACGGUGCGGGACAGUUCACCGAGAAACGGAUCUACCUAAACAACAAGUUGCCAAGCUGGGCAAGAGCGGUGGUGCCGAAGAUUUUCUAUGUGACGGAGAAGGCUUGGAACUAUUACCCGUACACCAUUACAGAGUACACGUGCUCUUUCCUGCCCAAGUUCUCCAUCCAUAUAGAGAGCAAGUAUGAGGACAACAAAGGGAGCAAUGAUAAUAUAUUUGGCAGCGAGCCUAAAGACGAGGAAACAGAGGUGUGUUGUGUUGACAUCGCCUACGACGAGGUUCCUGAACGCCACUACAAGGAGUCCGAGGACUUGCGCUACUUUAAGUCGAGGAAGACCAACCGAGGCCUCCUGGAGGAAGGAUGGAUCAACACCCAAGACCCCAUCAUGUGCUCCUACAAGCUGGUCAGCGUCAAGUUUGAAGUGUGGGGCCUGCAGACACGAGUGGAACAGUUUGUACACAAGGUAAUCCGAGAUGUCCUUCUGUUGGGACACAAGCAGGCAUUUGCCUGGGUGGAUGAGUGGGUAGACAUGACAAUGGAGGAGGUCCGAGAGUACGAGCGUGCCACCCAAGAAGCCACAAACCUCAAGAUCGGCACCUUCCCUCCAGCCAUCGCCAUUACAGACACCCCACUGUCAUCCAGCGCCCGCAGUGGCCCAAACAGCGCCCCGUCCACCCCUCUCUCCACCGAAGCCCCCGAGUUCCUGUCGGUGCCAAAGGACCGUCCCAGGAAGAAGUCCGCCCCAGAGACCUUGACCCUGCCGGAUCCGCAGGGCCGCCGGGAUUCCAUUUUCAAACUUCCCAGCUUCUUCUCAUGGAACGCCAGUCCUCAGCCCGAAUGAGAGCGCGUGAGACGACCGUCCCAAAUGUGUAAACCGCACUCUCCUCUUAAUAAAGCGGAGGAUGCCUGCCUGCCCAGCACAUCCUAUAAUGCCCCAUCAGCCAGCCAGCUGAAGGAGACUUGACAGAAUCACCGGCUGGUGUUACAGCAGAGCCUGCAGACAGGCGAGGCUGACGUCCUGCAGUUCCUUCAAAAUGGAUGGAGACUCCACACUGGUCCUUAAAAAGUCCAGUAAAGUCAGCCAGUGAGCACCACUUAGCCUAAUUAUGUGUACAAUACAUUCCUUUAAAUAAGCUCAGGGUGUUGGACGCUCAGUUAUUUUGUGAUUUUAAACACAUGAUGCACAUUUUGUGUUGUUUUUGCUUCAUGUGUGUGUAGUUGGGCCUGCAACUGUAACAUUUGACCUCUGUGGUUGCCACGCUGGGCUGUAAGGUGACUUUGUAUAGCUGUAAAUAGCAUUUCUAUAUCUUACUGUGAAUACACUCUUGAAGAAAAUCAUAAGACCGAGUGGGAAAUGACAAUUACAUUUUGGGCUGGUGGACUGUAACAGGCUUGUAAAUAAUAUAGUAAAUAAGAAGAAUCAGGAGACGGUACAGGAGUUGGCAAUAUUAUGAAAACCGCAUUUCAACUCAUUCACCUGCUCAUCAAAAGCUUAAAGAGGAACUGCUAAGGGUGUAACGGUACACAAAAAUUUCGGUUCGGUACGUACCUCGGUUUAGAGGUCACGGUUCGGUUCAUUUUCGGUACAGUAAGAAAACAACAAAAUAUACAUUUUCUGGUUAUUUAUUUACCAAAUUUGUAAACAAUGGCUUUAUCCUUUUAACGUUGGGAACACUAUAAUAAUUCUGCCCAUCCAUCCAUCCAUCCAUCCAUCCAUCUUCUUCCGCUUAUCCGAGGUCGGGUCGCGGGGGCAGCAGCUUAAGCAGGGAAGCCCAGACUUCCCUCUCCCCAGCCACUUCGUCCAGCUCCUCCCGGGGGAUCCCGAGGCGUUCCCAGGCCAGCCGGGAGAGAUAGUCUUCCCAGCGUGUCCUGGGUCUUCCCCGUGGCCUCCUACCGGUUGGACGUGCCCGAAACACCUUCCUAGGGAGGCGUUCGGGUGGCAUCCUGACCAGAUGCCCGAACCACCUCAUCUGGCUCCUCUCGAUGUGGAGGAGCAGCGGCUUUACUUUAAGCUCCCCCCGGAUGACAGAGCUUCUCACCCUAUCUCUAAGGGAGAGCCCCGCCACUCGGCGGAGGAAACUCAUUUCGGCCGCUUGUACCCGUGAUCUUGUCCUUUCGGUCAUGACCCAAAGCUCAUGACCAUAGGUGAGGAUGGGAACGUAGAUCGACCGGUAAAUCGAGAGCUUUGCCUUCCGGCUCAGCUCCUUCUUCACCACAACGGAUCGAUACAGCGUCCGCAUUACUGAAGACGCCGCACCGAUCCGCCUGUCGAUCUCACGAUCCACUCUUCCCCCACUCGUGAACAAGACUCCGAGGUACUUGAACUCCUCCACUUGGGGCAAGAUCUCCUCCCCAACCCGGAGAUGGCACUCCACCCUUUUCCGGGAGAGAACCAUGGACUCAGACUUGGAGGUGCUGAUUCCCAUCCCAGUCGCUUCACACUCGGCUGCGAACCGAUCCAGUGAGAGCUGAAGAUCUUGGCCGGAGGAAGCCAUCAGGACCACUUCAUCUGCAAAUAGCAGUGACAUAAUCCUGCAGCCACCAAACCAGAUCCCCUCAACGCCUUGACUGCGCCUAGAAAUUCUGUCCAUAAAGGUUAUGAACAGAAUCGGUGACAAAGGGCAGCCUUGGCGGAGUCCAACCCUCACUGGAAACGUGUCCGACUUACUGCCGGCAAUGCGGACCAAGCUCUGACACUGAUCAUACAGGGAGCGAACUGCCACAAUAAGACAGUCCGAUACCCCAUACUCUCUGAGCACUCCCCACAGGACUUCCCGAGGGACACGGUCGAAUGCCUUCUCCAAGUCCACAAAACACAUGUAGACUGGUUGGGCAAACUCCCAUGCACCCUCAAGGACCCUGCCGAGAGUAUAGAGCUGGUCCACAGUUCCACGACCAGGACGAAAACCACACUGUUCCUCCUGAAUCCGAGGUUCGACUAUCCGGCGUAGCCUCCUCUCCAGUACACCUGAAUAGACCUUACCGGGAAGGCUGAGGAGUGUGAUCCCACGAUAGUUGGAACACACCCUCCGGUUCCCCUUCUUAAAGAGAGGAACCACCACCCCGGUCUGCCAAUCCAGAGGUACCGCCCCCGAUGUCCACGCGAUGUUGCAGAGUCUUGUCAACCAAGACAGCCCCACAACAUCCAGAGCCUUAAUUCUGCCCAAAAAUAGAAAUAGCUCUGUGUGUGUUCCAAUUCAAUUAUUUAGUGUCUCUGGAUCUAGCUCAGAUAAUACAGUUCUUGGAGAAAGGUUUUGGAGAGUAGAGCAGUACAGUCCAUGUGCUGCGGUUAAGGGUGAAAAUGUGUAGAGGGUUGGCUCGAGAGCCUCCUACCAGCCCAGACAGAACAGGUGGCGGGGUUCCUGGCUGGAAUCUCCCAAGAACGAUCCUUGGACUAGAUGCUUUUUUUUCCUUAGCUCGCCAUCAUAAAGAGAAGCCUGGCCUGUGUAAGAACCAGGACCAUCCUUAUAAAUCAAUGUGUACACAAAUCAAAUAUCUUCAUUAAAAGGGGAACAUUAUCACAAUUUCAGAAGGGUUAAAACCAUUAAAAAUCAGUUCCCAGUGGCUUAUUUUAUUUUUCGAAGUUUUUUUCAAAAUUUUACCCAUCACGCAAUAUCCCUAAAAAAAGCUUCAAAGUGCCUGAUUUUAACCAUCGUUAUAUACACCCGUACAUUUUCCUGUGACGUCACACAGUGAUGCCAAUACAAACAAACAUGGCGCAUAGAACAGCAAGCUAUAGCGACAUUAGCUCGGAUUCAGACUCGGAUUUCAGCGGCUUAAGCGAUUCAACAGAUUACGCAUGUAUUGAAACGGAUGGUUGUAGUGUGGAGGCAGGUAGCGAAAACCAAAUUGAAGAAGAAACUGAAGCUA